Linum trigynum is the source of this 3197-nucleotide messenger RNA. The record is from the annotation of a GenBank genome assembly. NCBI's taxonomy places the organism in Eukaryota, Viridiplantae, Streptophyta, Magnoliopsida, Malpighiales, Linaceae.
CAAUAUUAGUCAUUGGCCACCUAUAUUAUGAGUUUGCCCCUUUUUCUCCACAAAAAUAGGCAAGCAUUAUAAGAGAACAUAUUUUAAUGAAAAAAAUCGUAUUUUAAUAAAGAUUUCUAUUACAAAGUGGCAUACUAUGAUUAAAGACUCAUCGACUCCCCAGCCCACAAGUUCCUAGGACAUAUAAAAAGGAAGAACUCAGAACUUGAUUUUUGUUUUACCGCUUACAGAAAAAAAAAGGUGAAGUAACUGGACAAACAAACACAACACCGUUUUGCCUCUUCAUCGUCGUGCAUUGUCAUUGCCCAAAGACAAAGAGAGAGAGAGAGAGAAGGAGCUUAGAGAGAGAGGCCGCUGCCAGAGUUGUCAGCUUCAAAGAACGGAGACGACAACAAGAACCCAGCCCCACGACGAGAGACGCCUGAACCGCUAAUCCCUCCUUUUCUGCUUGCUUGCUUCCUCAUCGAUCCUCUCUCUUCCGCUGCUUCUACCUUACCCGUAAGUAUCCUCCAAUUCGAUUCAAUCAUCUUCCCUAACUCUCUUGAUCCCCUGCCAUUAAGUAGUACCUUGUAAUUUCGUCAUGUCUGGUUUGUUUGAUCACUGAAUUGCGCCUUCCCGACGGUAAAUUUCGAAUCUUUUCCCCUUGUCUGUUCAUGGGGCACGUUUCUUCUUCUGUUUCCGUGAUUGGGGCAUGUUGUAGUAGGGCUUCAAAUGCCGCAGCUUUUUUGGGCUGCUUAGUCGUGAACCCUAAAUCUCUGCAUAGCGAUGUUUUCCGCUCAAAGUUGUGUUUUGAUAAACCCUAUGGCUGCAGAAGCUCUCAAAGUUGCGUGCUUUUUACUUUCUUUCGAAUUUGAUUGUUCACUUUUUUUUUUUUGCUGUGAAUAUUGGGUCUGGAGAUCAGGAUUGCCUCUGUAGGAACUGUUGUUAUGAGAUGUUCGGGAAUAUAGUAGUUGUUUUGAAAGAAUAACAAUAUGUUUUGUACUCUUCUUCUGUGCUUGCUAGUUAUCGUGUUUGGCCUUGUGGAGGAGAAUGGGAAGUGCUGCUGCUGUUGAAGCAAUUCCGUCCCAAGCUUCUGAACCAACCAUUGAGAUAAAGAUUAAAACACUUGACUCUCAAACUUAUACUUUGAAAGUAGACAAGCAGAUGCCAGUUCCUGCUUUGAAAGAACAAAUUGCUUCUGUUACUGGUGUUUUGUCCGAACAACAACGUCUUAUAUGCCGUGGAAGAGUGCUGAAGGAUGAUCAGCUUCUCUCUGCUUAUCAUGUGGAAGAUGGUCACACCUUGCAUAUGGUGGUCAGGCAACCAGUAGCACCAUCAUCUGAGGGGAUGCAUGAUCAGCAAGCUGAUCCUGCUUCAUUUUCAAGUUGGAGUCGCAGCUUUGCUGCAGCUGAUCCUUCUGCUUCAAUAACAAGCUGGGGCCCCAGUGUUGUCAUAGAAAGUCUCAGUAUGCCUGAUCAAGGGGAUGGAGGAGUUCCUCCUGAAAUAAGUAGGAUUGUUUCUGCCGUCCUUGGGUCCUUCGGAAUGUCCAGUCUUGGAAGUGCCAUUGAUGGGGCUGAUGUAACAAGGGACCUCGGUUUGGGAAGAACAUCAUCUGCUAGUGCCACAUUCGAGAUAAACCAGCAAGCUGGUGCUAGAGUUCAGUCUGACGGAUCACAUAGCGCUUUUGGAAUCCCUGCAGUAGGUUCCUUGGGAUCUUCUUUACACCCUCCUGUUAUCCCUGAUGCACUGACAACUUUGUCCCAGUACCUAAGUCAUAUUAGGCGUGAAUUCAAUCGCAUUGGUACAAGUGGUGAGAACAAUUCUCAAACUGACAACAUCAGUAGAUCGGAGCAAGGAGAUCUUAAUUCCUCUUCAUCAGAAUCUGGAAGUGUAGAGGGAAGACUUCCGACACCGGCAUCCUUGGCGGAGGUGAUCUUGUCCAGUAGAGAGUUGCUCACUGAACAAGUUUCCGAAAGCUUACUACAACUUGGAAGGCAAUUAAGCACUCAAGAAAGUAUGACUGAUUCUUCAGCACGGUCGAGAACUCAAACUGCUGCAUGGAGAACAGGAGUUCAACUUCAUAACCUGGGUGCAUUUCUACUUGAACUGGGACGAACAACCAUGACUCUACGACUAGGUCAAGCACCGUCGGAGGCCGUGGUCAAUACUGGCCCUGCAGUCUUCAUAAACUCCACCAGUCCAAACCCUCUAAUGGUUCAGCCUCUUCCUUUCCAACCUGGAGGAGCAACCCUCGGUGCUGGCUUUCCUAUGGGCUCUGUGCAGCCUGGUUCUGGGUUUGUUCCCCGCCGCAUCGACAUCCAGAUACGCAGAGGAGGUUCGUCAACCACCUCGUCUACUGUUACAAAUGAGGAACGUGGUGAGUCUGGCCAGAGAAAUCCUGCAGCAGGUGGCAGUGCCGAUAACACGGCUAAUCAGACCACGACUAGAGAAGAAUCUCUAGCUGGGGAAUCCGGAGUUCGUGUAGUGCCCAUUAGAACCAUGGUUGCCACAGCAGCAGCAACAGUCCCUGGUUCAUUCGGUCAUCCUUUUGUCGGAAGGUUUCAGCAGGUGGGUUCUGAACAAAGAUCUCAUGCACAAACACAGCAACAGGCAGUUCCUCAAACUGCACAAAAUGAUGAAAAUGCUGAGGUUCGGGUAAGAGAGCCCUCGACUACCACCCGUAGCAUUAACAUCAACAUUCUAUCGGCAGCCGGUGGGGCCCGAACUGGCCAGGAAUCUGAUAGACAGGUCCCUGGAAGUGUUAUGCAGUUCCUGAGGUCUUUGUUUCCCACUGGAGAAAUCCAUGUGGAGGCUGCCGGCAGCGACUCAGGAACUACAACGACGACCCCUCCUCCUCCUGCCCCUCAGAAUGUGGGAUCAGCUACAGCUGCCGCUGAAGAAGGAUCAGAAUCGAGACCAAGCGAGGAAGGAUUAUUUCUCUCCAAUUUACUCCGCCAGAUUUUGCCCGUGGUAUCUGAACAUAGUGGGUCAGAGCCAGGUGACACAUCUCAAGGAGAAGCACAGAGGUCUCAGGAUUCUUAUAGCCAGGUUGAGAACAAUAGUGUAGGGACUUCCCGUCGUAGCAAUGAUUCACAUCCAAGCAGUCCAAACUCAAAACGCCAAAGGAGGGAGUGAGGAAGCUUUGGUGGAUUGUGGAGGCAGUAGUUUGUGGGGUAGAGAAAGCUGUUGUUGAGUAUCAAUAAUGGAUGGUUUUGGAU